Coccidioides immitis RS is the source of this 1484-nucleotide messenger RNA. RefSeq names its product enolase. The transcript has 5 exons. Gene Ontology annotation, cellular component: phosphopyruvate hydratase complex. Lineage: Eukaryota; Fungi; Ascomycota; Eurotiomycetes; Onygenales; Onygenaceae. Gene Ontology annotation, biological process: glycolytic process. The coding region runs from base 1 to 1317 and encodes 438 amino acids. Gene Ontology annotation, molecular function: magnesium ion binding; phosphopyruvate hydratase activity. The record is from RefSeq and is a predicted model, not a curated record.
AUGGCGAUCACAAAGAUCCACGCUAGAUCGGUCUACGACUCCCGUGGCAACCCCACAGUCGAGGUCGACGUCGUCACUGAGACUGGCCUUCACCGUGCCAUUGUUCCAUCCGGCGCCUCCACUGGUCAGCAUGAGGCUUGUGAGCUCCGUGAUGGUGACAAGACUCACUGGCUCGGAAAGGGUGUCUUGAAGGCUGUCAAGAACGUCAACGAGGUCAUUGGCCCCGCCGUCAUCAAGGAGAACAUUGACGUGAAGGACCAAUCCAAGGUCGACGAAUUCUUGAACAAGCUCGAUGGUACCGCCAACAAGUCCAACCUUGGUGCCAACGCCAUCCUUGGUGUCAGUCUGGCUAUCGCAAAGGCUGGUGCUGCUGAGAAGGGCGUUCCACUUUACGCGCACGUCUCCGAUCUUGCCGGGACCAAGAAGCCAUACGUCCUUCCCGUACCAUUCCAGAAUGUCCUCAACGGGGGUUCCCAUGCUGGUGGCCGCCUUGCCUUCCAGGAAUUCAUGAUUGUUCCAUCUGCCGCCCCUUCUUUCUCUGAGGCCCUUCGCCAGGGCUCCGAAGUCUACCACAAGCUCAAGGCACUUGCCAAGUCCAAAUAUGGCCAGUCUGCUGGCAAUGUUGGUGACGAGGGUGGUGUCGCUCCCGAUAUCCAAACUCCCGAGGAAGCUCUCGACUUGAUCGCCGAGGCCAUCGAGCAGGCAGGUUAUACCGGCAAGGUGAAAAUUGCCCUCGACGUUGCAUCCAGCGAGUUCUACAAGCCGGAGGAGAAGAAAUACGACCUUGACUUCAAAAACCCUAACAGCGAUAAGAGCAAGUGGGUCACAUAUGAGGAGCUCAGCGAUCUCUAUAAGAAGUUGGCCAGCAAGUACGACAUCGUCAGCAUUGAGGAUCCCUUCGCCGAAGACGACUGGGAGGCGUGGAGCUACUUCUUCAAGACCUCUAACAUUCAAAUCGUCGCGGAUGACCUUACUGUCACCAACCCCAUCCGCAUCAAGAAGGCCAUUGACCUCAAGGCAUGCAAUGCUCUGUUGCUCAAAGUGAACCAGAUCGGCACCUUGACCGAAUCCAUCCAGGCCGCGAAGGACUCGUACGCUGACGGCUGGGGUGUGAUGGUAUCUCACCGUUCCGGUGAGACCGAGGACGUCACCAUUGCCGACAUUGUCGUCGGACUGCGCUCUGGCCAGAUCAAGACUGGCGCCCCUGCCCGGUCCGAGCGUCUUGCCAAGCUGAACCAGAUCCUCCGCAUCGAGGAAGAGCUUGGUUCCAGCGCUGUCUAUGCUGGAGAGAACUUCCGCACUGCAGUAAACCUGUAAGAAAAGGAAAAGAAAAAAUAAAAAAGAUAAAGGACGGAAAAGAACGAAUCGAAUCGAAAUCCGAUAGUCAAUACGGAGUACAUCCGCGAAAUAGCUAAGAAUUUGUAUCAAAAUAAGGAGCAUCUUUUGCCUUUGAAUUAGGAAAUUGAAGCCUCACAACAUUUGAA